Messenger RNA from Haliotis rufescens (red abalone), 2933 nucleotides. RefSeq lists its product as uncharacterized. Lineage: Eukaryota; Metazoa; Mollusca; Gastropoda; Lepetellida; Haliotidae. The coding region runs from base 160 to 585 and encodes 141 amino acids. The record is from RefSeq and is a predicted model, not a curated record. The transcript has 4 exons.
UCGGUACGUGUUUUCGCAUAGUAAACUCGUCCAAAGUACUUAUUUGUAUUGUAUAACAUCAGCCUUGUGCACAGGCAGUGACGUACACAUGCAUGACACAAGUUAAUGUGUUCACACGGAUAAUUUCUCAGUGAGGCUACAGAGCACACCUAAAACCAUAUGAUAGGUAUGGUAACAUCGAUUCUACUUGCUGCUAUUAUUGCAGCUACAUGUUUGGGAGAUGGAUGGAUGGGGCAUGCCUGUGACAACAUCAACGACAUCGCCGACUGCAACGACAACCUGACAAUGAACUACUUCUAUGCUGGCAGUAACGCUUCAAGACUUUGUGAUGCAGCAGUGACGUUUAUUCGGUGUGUGGACGCCUACCCGUUAUCCUGCAGGAAGAAUCAGCAUUUCUUUUCCGGGAUCCGCCAUCUCAACACGAAAGUCACCAUCGAUGACUGCCCAGCUUUGCUUGAGGAGGAGGUCCCUGUCAACACAACAGAGACAGUAACAACAGUGUCUCCGUGCACGUGUUCAGCUACUACAACACGAUGGUCUUACGCCAGUCUGAUAUUGUUAGUUGUGCUGUUAACAAUGAGUUAAUAUUUCCGUCUUUGUUUCAACUCGAUGUCAUAAUAAGCAUGUGUUUCGUCAUGUAUUAUACAUGGAGCGGUUGGGUAGCCUAGUGGUUAAAGCGCUCGCUCGUCACGCCGAAGACCCUGGUUCGAUCUCCGACCUGGGUACAAUGUGUGAAGCCCAUUUCUCGUGUCCCCCGCCUUAAUAUUGCUGGAAUAUUGCUAAAAGCGGCGUAAAACCACACUCACUCACAUUAAAAAUGCAGGAGUUCAUCGUGUUCUAUCGUCUUGAAGUAUAUGUCAAAUUCUUUCUUUCGGGAGGUACACUUUACCAAGUCUAAGGUGCCACAGUGUCCUCGACAAGCGUGUCGAUGACCGCAGCUUCGAUUCUUGGUUUAUCAGACCGUUAUCGUGCCGUUGUUUUCGCCAAAUUCGUAAACGCCUUGCAUGCAUCUCCUUUGGGCUUUCCUUCCAUAUUUUGUGUUUCUUUGUAGUUUAUCGACGCACCCAGCGGUAUUCCAGCUAUUUGACAGCGGCAUGUUAAUAUUCGAAUCUGGACCAGUUAAUCCAAUGAUUGAUAUUGUGAGCGUACCCAAGGGACGCUACUCUGCGUAGCGAAUGACGGCGCCUUAGAAACUUGUCCCCGCUUUACUUAUUAAGUUAAGACUCUGUGAAAUUGUACAAUAUUGUAUAUAGGUACGUAUAAGUCACAUGCCGCUUGCACCAUCUUGAAUACAGUUCCAGAUAUAGAUGAAAUAUAGUAUCCAAAUUAUGCUACAUGGCUCAGAAUGUUUUACAAUGUGUAACCACUCAGUAUAUCCUUGGUUUGGUAUCUCAUCACUUCGUAAAAGUCUUCGAUAACAAUGCCAUAAUUGUGGUGGUACGUUGCCCUGUUCGCAUCACAUAGGUAACAACUCCGGCGAAGUUAAGCAACGCUGGUGGCGGAGUGUAGUUGGAUGGAUGACCAUGUUUGGGAAUCCUGACUCCUGAGAGUCUUUGGGGAUUCGGUCCUGCCCCUCACGAAAAGGCAUGCUACAUGUGGUGUCUCCUUAGGCAUGGGCAAGUGACUUUGUUAGAGAUAUGCCUUUUACAGCUGCUGGUAGAUGAAGACAACUCCAGCCAUAAAAAAAUGUUCCUAAAAUGCGGUAUUACUCAAGCUGUGGUAAUGUACAUGAUUUUAUAAGGAUGUACAUGUCACUGAGUUCGACUUCAUGGGAUGGCAAAGGCAAACACGCAUAUUCAGAUAGGAACAGCUUGAGGAUAAGUAUUUAGAUAAACACCACUAUGAAUGACGUCCUGCCUGACUAAUACAGUAACCCUUUAUUACCCGGGUGAAAAAUGAAUAAAGAAAGUUUUACUGCCUCAGGUCAAAUUUAUCUGUAUGUUUGAGACACAUAUACAUGUAGCUGACGGUUUAAAAUCGUAAACUAAUAAUUGUAUCGGAUUAAAAUUCAUUCGAAGUCUUCUGUAAUUUCAUUGGGUCAUAUUCGCCGAUUGAGUCAUGGCGGCUCAACUGGAGACCUACCGCGUGAACGUGAUGAAGAAACACCCAUCCUCUGUCCUGUGAUGAUGGAGUAACCUCCAUGUCCAAAGGACCAAACAAGUUAUGUACAGGUAUUUCCUAAGGAGAGGGUGUCCAAGUUUUUAAUUGUCUGUUGUCUGUAUUCUCAAAGGUUUCUGAAUGUGCUGAUGUGGUCAUAAUGAUUGAACUUGUUGUAAUAGGCUGAUCUGAAUGUAUUCAUAUUAAGUAGGUCCGGCACGUGAUAGAUGCGGUUGAGAUAGGUCGACUGACCGCAGCAGAGACGGUGAGAGUUGAGUUUCUUUGCAUCUGAGAAUGAAAUGUUAUUUUGGUACUAGUUUUACAAUUUCUGACUGCCUUUGUCACUCAGGGCAAGACUUAAAGGAGGCAACAUGACUGGCGUCACAGUUUACACAUGUGAUAUAUUUUUGCCAAUGUGAAUGUUCACGGUUCUCACCAUAACGAUGACACACCAUGAAGCUAUGACACACCACGAAGCUAUGACACACCACGAAGCUAUGACACACCACGAAGCUAUGUCACACCACGAAGCUAUGACACACCACGAAGCUAUGACAUGAUUCAGAACCGUGUCCAAAUUUCUGACAUGUGUAACAUCGGAGUGCAUUGGCGGACAUACACCUCCUUGAAAUAACCAACCUUCAUGGACUAUGAGACUGACAAAAGUUUAGACAUAAGUAUUGGUGUUGUGGAUAAUACCCCUUUUUCGGUGAAACGUUUGACAGAUGUUACACCUUGGUCCACUAGCUCAGCUUGAAUCUCCUGUUCAGACAUGUCGGAUAGGCAACGAGCUCGGUCUCGAACAAUGCCCCGACAUGAGUUAAUUGUCCUGUGCG